AUAAAAUCUUAGCUUGUUUCGCACGCAAGCAGAGCUAUGGUUUGUGGUAUCGGCAGAUUUGCGCUGUCGGACGCCACUGCGCAUGCCUGCAGAACCCGGACAAGGCCUUGUGUUUUUCUAACUCCAGAGCAGCCCAGCGCCAGCCGUCUAAUUCAAAACAAGGACGGAAAAACGCAGAAACGGGCAAUUCAUGGGGCAAGAGUGAUCCUCUUCACUGUGGUCAGAAUCAGGCCUGACCAGCUGACCAGCAGAAUUGUGCCUUCCUGAGAUUUUUUCCAGUCCAGCUCCCACAGGAGCGCUGAUUGGCUGAAAUGUGGCACCUUCAGACCCGGACCCGGAGGAAACCAGAGUACCACGUGGGCUUCCGAUAACCGGAUCCUGAUUGGCUCGUCUUGCCAGAGGCCCCGCCCCUCCCAGUACUCCCAAGGACGGGCCCCAGAUGUCUACCUCACGUUUAAAUCCAGCAGCACUGCGACCCUGAACGCGCCUCAGCACCAUGACCUCCAGCAUAGACCGGGAUGACAGCAGCAUUUUUGAUGGGUUGAUGGAAGAGGAUGAGAAAGACAAAGCCAAACGAGUUUCCCGGAACAAAUCUGAGAAGAAGCGCAGAGACCAGUUCAAUGUGCUCAUUAAGGAGCUGGGCACCAUGUUGCCGGGGAACACACGCAAGAUGGACAAGUCCACCAUCCUGCAGAAGAGCAUUGAUUUCCUGCGCAAGCAUAAAGAAAUCGCAGCGCAGUCGGAGUCCAGUGAGAUUAGGCAGGACUGGAAGCCGCCCUUUCUUAGCAAUGAGGAGUUCACGCAGCUGAUGCUGGAGGCACUGGAUGGAUUCUUCCUGGCAAUAAUGACAGAUGGGAAUAUAAUCUAUGUCUCUGAGAGCGUCACAUCCUUAUUGGAACAUUUACCUUCGGACCUGGUGGAUCAGAACCUGCUGAACUUCCUGCCUCUUGGUGAGCAUUCAGAGGUGUAUAAAGUCCUCUCCACGCAGAUGCUGGAGGGAGAGACCUUAACACCGGAGUACCUGAAGACGAAGAACCAGCUGGAGUUCUGCUGCCACAUGCUCCGGGGCACCAUCGACCCCAAAGAGCCGCCCGUGUACGAGUUUGUCAAGUUCAUCGGCAACUUCAAAUCUCUCAACAAGGUCUCCGGCUCCACGCGGAACGGACUGGAGGGAGUGAUCCAGCGCUCCCUGAGGCCCGCCUUCGAGGACCGUGUCUGCUUCAUCGCCACCGUGCGCCUCGCCAAACCACAGUUCAUUAAGGAGAUGUGCACAGUAGAGGAGCCCAAUGAAGAAUUUACCUCCAGGCACAGUUUAGAGUGGAAGUUCCUCUUUCUGGACCACCGGGCUCCUCCUAUAAUCGGCUACCUGCCGUUUGAGGUUCUGGGCACGUCUGGCUACGACUACUACCACGUGGACGACCUGGAGACGCUAGCCAAGUGCCACGAGCACUUGAUGCAGUAUGGGAAGGGGAAGUCGUGCUACUACAGGUUCCUGACCAAGGGCCAGCAGUGGAUCUGGCUGCAGACCCACUACUACAUCACCUACCACCAGUGGAACUCCCGGCCUGAGUUUAUCGUGUGCACUCACACCGUGGUCAGUUAUGCGGAGGUGAGGGCUGAGCAGCGCAGAGAGCUGGGCAUUGAGGAGUCGCCCCCGGAAACAGCUGCCGAAAAGAGCCAGGACUCGGGCUCGGAGUCGCAGCUGAACACCUCCAGCCUGAAGGAGGCGCUGGAGCGCUUCGACCGCAGCCGCACGCCCUCCGCCUCGUCCCGGAGCUCCCGCAAGUCCUCCUCCCACACGGCCGUGUCCGACCCCGCCUCUACACAGACCAAACUCCUGACGGACCAGAGCACCCCCCCCAGGCCCCCUCUCUCCGCUGUGGAGAUGAGCUCCCAGCGCCGUUCAUCCGUCAGUAGCCAGCAGUCUAUGAGCUCCAGUCAGAACCUGCCCCAGCCCAUGAUCACCAACCAGCCGCAGCAGCAGGUGCAGCCCGCAGUCCAGUUCUCUGCGCAGCUGGGCGCGAUGCAGCACCUGAAGGAGCAGCUGGAGCAGCGCACGCGGCUGAUCGAGGCCAACAUCCAGCGCCAGCAGGAUGAGCUGCGCAAGAUCCAGGAGCAACUGCAGAUGGUGCAGGGCCAGGGCCUGCCUGUGUUCUCUCAGCAGACGGGCGGGGCCCUAAGUUUGGGCUCCGCCCUCUCGCAGGGCGGGGCUCUGACCAUGCAGGGGGCGGUGCUCCAGCCCGCCCCCACUCACGUCGCCCAGCAACAGCAGGCUCCGCCCCCCCAGCAACAGGCUACCGCCCAGCAACAGCAGGCUCCGCCCCAGAACCUCCUACGUGAGCAGAGCUCCUCCCACACACAGCGCUCCUCCUCCCUUCCCCCCCUCUAUAACACCAUGAUGAUCUCUCCGCCCGGCUCCAGUGUGGUCCAGAUCGCCACCAGUCUGGGCCAGAGCAGCACGCCGAGUGGGGCCGUGGCCACGUUCACUCAGGACCGCCAGAUCCGGUUCCCGGGGGGGCAGCCUCUGCUGACCAAACUGGUGACCGCCCCUAUGGCCUGUGGGGCUGUGAUGGUUCCCACCACCAUGUUCAUGGGUCAGGUGGUCACGGCAUACAACGCCUUCGCCCCGCAGCCGGGCACGGCCCAGACCAUCAGCAUCGCCCAGACGGCCCAGUCAGGGCCGCCUCAGCCCCCCCCCGGGCCGCCGGGCCAGGCUCAGAUCGGCCCGCCGACCCAGCAGUUCCUGCAGGCUCCACGCUUGUUGCCAGGUAACCAGUCCACGCAGCUGAUCCUGCAGGCCGCGUUCCCACUGCAGCAGCAGGGCAGCUUUUCCUCGGCACAGCCCCAGCCACAGCCACAGCAGGGCAGCUUUUCCUCAGCACAGCCCCAGCCACAGCCACAGCAGCUCAGCGCCCACAGGACUGACAGCCUGUCGGACCGCUCCAGCACACAGCCCCAGUAACCAAUCAGACCAUGCGCUGAGCCCAACGCAGCCGUGAGGGGGCGGAGCCUGUCCCUCCGGCGGUACCUGUCCCAGGUGCGGGGGGGGGGGGGCACUGCCCUGCAUCACCAUGGCAACAGUACUGAGCUGAACUUCUCCCCACGGUAACGGUGGGGGAACUCUUCACCAUGGUAACGUACAGUGCGCUUUUGCCAUGGUAACCAGAGGGCACUCAUUUUCCAUUUCCGCUCCAACUUUCAUUUUGCCCAUCUGCGCAGUCGGACAGCUGUUUGAGCAGAGCUGCGCAGUCGGACAGCUGUUUGAGCAGAGCUGUGCAGCUGGGACAGGAUUUAUAGAAGGGCUGCGCAGUCGGACAGCUGUUUGAGCAGAGCUGCGCAGUCAGACAGCUGUUUGAGCAGGGCUGCGCAGUCAGACAGCUGUUUGAGCAGAGCUGCGCAGUCAGACAGCUGUUUGAGCAGAGCUGCGCAGUCAGACAGCUGUUUGAGCAGGGCUGCGCAGUCGGACAGCUGUUUGAGCAGAGCUGCGCAGUCAGACAGCUGUUUGAGCAGGGCUGCGCAGUCGGACAGCUGUUUGAGCAGAGCUGCGCAGUCAGACAGCUGUUUGAGCAAAGCUGCGCAGUCAGACAGCUGUGCUGGAAAUGACCGUGCUGCUUGUGUUCAUGUCAGAUAAUUAUGGGUCAGGAAAUAGUUUUAAGAAUGUCACGUGGAUUCAGCGUUAUUGUACAGACACCUGUAAAAUAAUAUGUAAAUAUCUGGACAAAAGGAAAGAGAACUAAUAUUUUAUAUGAUGCAUGAAAAGUGUAAUCUGUUAUUUGCAGCUUUUUUGUAGUAUUCUGAGGAAAAAACUAAAACGCUAAAAAUGCUAAGGUUGAUAUUUUCAUGGACUUCCUGUACAGCUGUGCGCUGCAUGCAGUGUCACAGUUUGUUUAAUGCAGUGGUUUGUGUUUCAGUAAUAUUCUUGUCAUGAAUUUCAGAAAAAAACAUAUUUUUAAGAAAUUAUGUUUUUAAAAUGUGUUCCAAAGAAACACAAAAAAAGCUAAAAUGUAAAACUAUAAGCUUCAUGUGACAAAGUCUGAUUUUAAAAAUGUAAAUAAAAGGCUUUGCAUGCUAAUAUAGAUUUAUGGUAAAAACAUUACUUGAAGCGCAUUGUUUUUAAGUAAAGUAGCCAUUCUCCACUCUUUUUAACUUUGCCCAAAUGCUGCAUAAUCGACAACAUAAGAAUUAAUAAUCCUAACUGCUUGUGACAGCCUGCAUUUGUCAUAUCCUAUGAUACUUGUCACAUGUUCAUGAAAAAGUAUGAUCCAGCUGUCACGAUCAGUAAUGAGUGUUCAGUGAAGCUUCACAAAGCUUAGUGAAGCAUUAUAGCGGCAACGAUUAACAAGUGUAAGAGACUACAUAAUGCUAAAUAGCAAUGCACUUCAAGUAGUUUCUCAAUUUGAGUGCCAAGUCUUUAGGCUUUUAGGUUUGUUAAUGUGUAUCUGAAAGUUUAUAGCAGUCUUGAUAUUUUCAAGGAAAAUGACCCCAAGAACAGAGUGUUAUAUUAUAAUUAGUUUAAAAUUUUAAUGAGUACCUUGAAAUAUUAAACAGUAUAAUCUCUUUA
This is a messenger RNA of Conger conger (European conger), 4561 nucleotides long. It is a transcript of the gene clocka, whose product is annotated as clock circadian regulator a. The transcript is spliced from 23 exons. Gene Ontology annotation, molecular function: DNA-binding transcription factor activity, RNA polymerase II-specific; protein dimerization activity; E-box binding. The record is from RefSeq and is a predicted model, not a curated record. Gene Ontology annotation, cellular component: CLOCK-BMAL transcription complex; nucleus; cytoplasm. Lineage: Eukaryota; Metazoa; Chordata; Actinopteri; Anguilliformes; Congridae. Bases 497 to 2962 code for a protein of 821 amino acids. Gene Ontology annotation, biological process: regulation of transcription by RNA polymerase II; circadian regulation of gene expression.